AUGAAAAUGAACUUUGGUGGAGACGGUGAUGAUCAGGAAUUUGAACUUCUCGGUGUAGGCGGUAUUCAGGCAAACGAAAAAGAUUCAAUCAAAGAAAACAAGCGUGGCAAUCAAGAAAAAUCGGAAAAUGCAAAGAAUGUUGAUAUUUAUAAUCAAAAUGGUUCUGAAUUACACACUAAAGACCGCAAUGAUGAAAUUGAUACAAAUAUCGAAGAAAAUAAGGACAGUCAAAGCGUUAAACACAUUAAAGGAGCCGGCGCUAUUCAAAUAAAACCUAAGAACAAUAAUGAAGAUAGUAUGUUAAUAAAACCUCCAAGAAAUUUUAAAAUUUGUUUAGAAAAGCCUCAAUACAAACUUGACGUUCCUCAAUAUCGCACACACCCUCCUAAAGUUCCUUCUGACGCACCUUCCUCUGAUGAACCUUCUGCUCCUCCUGCAGGUCCACCUUCUGAAAAUAAUGAACCAAAUCCUGAAGAUCAACCCGAUUUGGUCCAUGUUAUCGGAUUUGAAGGUAAAGAAGAAAGCUCCAAGAAGGAGAAUAAAAAGUUGAAUAAGAAGGAAAAAGAAAAUGCUAAGAAUGUUGAUAUAUACAAUAAAGAUGGCUCUGAAUUACACACUAAAGAUCGUCAUGAUGAGAUUAACACAAACUUUGAAGAAAAUAGUGAUAGUCAUAGUGUUAAAAACCUGAGAGGAGCAAGCCUUACUAAAAUGAACCUUCCUGAUGGUAAUGGGGGUGAAGAACCAUGCGAUGAUGAGCCUUCUACUGAUUCACCAUCUGGUCCACCUUCCGGCAACGAAGAACCACGUCAGCAUAAUAUUCCUCGAACUCCUCGUCCUACCCGUGGUCCUCGUGCUUCUCGCACUCCUCGUGUCCGUCAACCUGAGCAACAAAAUCCUGUGCCAGAUUGUUCAACAGAUCAACCAGAAACUGCAACUCGCGGGUCUGGCAAAGAAUGCACUUUGUUGCAAAAACUUGCAAAACGUCUCGGUAGAAAUGUUUCAUGUUAA
Messenger RNA from Meloidogyne enterolobii, 1008 nucleotides. Lineage: Eukaryota; Metazoa; Nematoda; Chromadorea; Rhabditida; Meloidogynidae. The record is from the annotation of a GenBank genome assembly.